UUCAUUUGUCUAUCUACCAGAAUCUAAACCAACACAACCUGCUGCAUACCACAAGCAAAUAACACGUCCCAAAGGAAAAAGGGAAAAAGUUGAACUGAUCAGAAAAAUGGCUGCUUCUGUUUCAAUGGCUAUGCCAAUAACUUUUGCCGCCCGGAACAAGCUAAACCAGCCAAGCUCCGAGUCCUCCUUUAAGCCUUUACCUGCAAUAAUAUUGCCAUCAAAGAAGGCCGUGUCCGUGAAGCCAAAGGCCAAAGCAGGCAAGCUUGGAGCGCAGGCCUCUCUUAAGGAAAAGGCAGUGACCGGCCUAACAGCGAUUGCGUUGACAGCCGCGAUGGUGAUACCGGAGGUGGCUGAGGCGGCCGAUCCAGGCCUCACCCCAUCUCUCAAGAACUUCUUGCUCAGCAUUGUUUCCGGUGGAGUCGUGCUCUCUGCGAUUUUUGGAGCUGUUAUUGGUGUUUCCAACUUCGACCCCGUUAAGCGAACCUGAGUAUGGAAGCUUUAAUUUCUUCGCUACUCUUGACUUUGUUGUUUUUCGUUUUUAUGGGGUUUAUGUUAGCGUUAUGCAGAUCUUCUACUUAUUAAUAUUAUUGCCAUGAAACAUUUAUAUUUGGAAA
Messenger RNA from Alnus glutinosa, 614 nucleotides. RefSeq lists its product as uncharacterized. Bases 107 to 487 code for a protein of 126 amino acids. Gene Ontology annotation, cellular component: photosystem II; membrane. The transcript has a single exon. Gene Ontology annotation, biological process: photosynthesis. NCBI's taxonomy places the organism in Eukaryota, Viridiplantae, Streptophyta, Magnoliopsida, Fagales, Betulaceae. The record is from RefSeq and is a predicted model, not a curated record.